Messenger RNA from Sphenostylis stenocarpa, 1839 nucleotides. The record is from the annotation of a GenBank genome assembly. Lineage: Eukaryota; Viridiplantae; Streptophyta; Magnoliopsida; Fabales; Fabaceae.
AUGAAUUCCAACAAACGUGAGGAAGAGGACGACCUCUUCCUCCCUCACCCUCCCGAUCUGUCUCCUCCGCCGCCACCUCUGACGGACCCUUCCUCCUCCUCCUUCUCCCUCCUCUUCCCCUCCUCCCCGUCCUCCUCUCACUCCUCCCCCUCCCCUCCCUCCAAACCCCUCUUCAUCUCCCCGGACCCCCACAUCUCCUCUCAGUUCUACACCUUCACUCCAUCCUCUCACGCCCUCAUGCUCCGGUCCCUCCUCCUCCGCCGCCUACCCUCCCCCUCCGACAUCCGCGCCGCCACCCCGCGCUCCGUCCUCGCCUCCUGGCGCACCGUCUGGAAGGACCGGAACGAGGACACCGCCUACCUCACCGCCUGGAAACGCAUCCAAGACAAACUCACCACCCACCACGACCCCUCCACCAACUCCCACUUCCUCUGCUUCAAAAAUAACCCUCACCAAUUCGUCCCCCACGUGGAACAAUGGCAGCACAUCGUCAUGUCCCACCACGCUGACACUGACCUCAACCACCUAAACCUCAAAGACACCCUCGAACGCAUCAAGCAACACUGGACCGUUGGGGCCAAGUUCUACGGCAUCCCGGAGAGCUUCAUCCGCGUCUGCGUCGCUGCCUGCCCCGCCUGCUGCGCGGCGGAGGGUUCUGCCGAGCCCUCCUCCGCCCGCGGCAAGCGUCGCCGUUUCGAGUACACUGAGAGCUUCGAUGUCCCCGCAAGGGAAGUCCCCUCAAGGCUCCAGCAGCUUGCGACAAAGCACAAGGUUGUGCUUUGCAUUAGACAGAAGUAUAUUAGGUAUAAGCCUUUCAUGGCUGAGGUAAAGGACUAUGCUUGCCAUAGGGCUGGUGAACCUGCUGCUAAGAAAUCUAAGGUUUUGAAGAGGGAGCCUUAUGCUUCCAAGAGGUGUGGAUGUGGGUUUAGGAUUAGGGCUAUUGUGCCUAUUGCGAAUUACAAUGAGAAGGAUAAGAGUUUUGUGUAUCAGGAAGAGGGGGUGGCAGUUUUUAAGCUUUAUGCUGUGCAUUCUGGGCAUGAGCCUGGGCCUUUGGAUGGGAAUGCCAGGAUUAUGCAUAGGGUUGUUGGGCAUAAGGGUGGUGGGUUUUUGAUGGAUCAGGAGAAUGUGUAUGGGGUGAGUGAGGAGAUAGAUGGGGAGGGAGGGUUUGGGUUGUUGGGGAAGGAGGAUGGUGGGGAUUUGCAGUUUUCAGUGCUGCAGCAGGUGCAGGAGUUGAGGACUGAGGUGGGGAUGUUGGAGGGAAAGGUUGCGAAGAUGCCGAGGGAUUUGUUGGGGGCGGUAUCGAGGGAAUUGUAUGAGGUUUUGAAUAAAGUUAGAAGUAUAGGGGAGGUGGGGUUGAAGCCAGCCGAGUUGAUUACCGAUAAGGUGGAUGAUGUUUUGGUUGGAGAUAAUGAUCUGGCUAACUGGAGUAACCAUCACGAGAGGAUUUAUGGGGAUGGCAAGGACACGGAGCUGAUUGAGGAUGAUGAGGACAGUUUUGGCCGGACCCUUGGGGAGGUGGUUUCGUGGGGGGAUCAGAUGAGGACUGAGUGCAGGAGUCAGAAGGAUCUGAUGAGUGACAGUUGUAAGCCAGAGAAGUGGCUGAAGUGCGGUGACUUUGAUGAGAAGAGCAUUCUUGAUUGUGAGGAGGAUAGUAAACUAUCCAAGCCCAUCAGGAUGAUCAGACACGACGAGGGGAUAGUUUCGGAUGUAGUAGGUCUUGGCUGUAUGCAGGUUGAUAGUUUCUACCAGGACAAUUCUAAAUGGUAUGAUUCUCCUUGUGCUUUGGAUACUGGUGCUGAUUGUGGAGAUAGUGGAUUCCGUCAUGGAGAGAUUUUAUAG